Messenger RNA from Zalophus californianus (California sea lion), 3741 nucleotides. RefSeq names its product LIM domain and actin binding 1 (gene LIMA1). Gene Ontology annotation, biological process: actin filament bundle assembly. The record is from RefSeq and is a predicted model, not a curated record. The coding region runs from base 147 to 2423 and encodes 758 amino acids. The transcript is spliced from 11 exons. Gene Ontology annotation, molecular function: actin filament binding. Gene Ontology annotation, cellular component: actin cytoskeleton; plasma membrane. Lineage: Eukaryota; Metazoa; Chordata; Mammalia; Carnivora; Otariidae.
UGACCGGGGCGGGGCCGCAGGAGCUGUAGGUGUUGCAGCUGGGUCGGGACAGGUGCGCGAGGCAGAGCGCCUAGGACCCGUGGCAGGGCUGGUAGCAGCACAGACGAAACACCGAUUUUAUCCAGGUGUUUCAGUAUCUGUAGACGAUGGAAUCAUCUCCAUUUAAUAGACGGCAAUGGACUUCAGUAUCAUUGAGGGUAACAGCCAAAGAACUUUCUCUUGUCAACAAGAACAAGUCAUCGGCUAUUGUAGAAAUAUUCUCCAAGUACCAGAAAGCAGCUGAAGAAGCAAACAUGGAAAAGAGGAGAAGUAACACUGAAAAUCUCCCCCAGCACUGCAGGAGGGGGAUCCUGACUGUGUUAAAGAAGAAGUGGGAGAACCCAGCCCCGGGAACAGAGUCUCACACAGACUCCCUGCGAAACGGCAGCUCUGAGGUCAGAAACGGAGGCAACCAUCCUGCCGGUGAAGUGGCUAGAAGCUCUGCCCCUGAGGCCGAAGCUGACCAGGAAGAAAAAGUCCACCCCAGACCUAGGCUCGGAUCACCUUCUGAAGCCCUUACUCAGUGGCCGAAUCUCCGCAUUGAGGGCAGCGAGCAUCUUAAAGACCACUCGAAAGAAAGUAAAAAAAUGGAAAAUUGUCUAGGAGAAUCCAGGCAUGAAGUAGGAAAGCCUGAAAUCAGUGAAAACACAGAAGCCGCAAACAAAAUAGAGAAAUACAAUGUUCCGCUGAACAGGCUUAAGAUGAUGUUUGAGAAAGGUGAACCAACUCAAACCAAGAUUCUUCGGUCCCAAAGUCGGAGUGCAGGUGGAAGGAGGAUCUCUGAAAACAGCUAUUCUCUGGAUGAUUUGGAAAUAGGCCCAGGUGAGUCGACAUCUUCUACGUUCAACGCAGAGAAAAGCGAGAGCAGGCGAAAUCUGGACUUACCGCGCCUGUCAGAAACCUCCAUAAAGGAUCGAAUGGCCAAGUACCAGGCAGCUGUGUCCAAGCAGAGCAACUCCAGCAGCUCCACAAAUGACUUGAGAGCCAGUGGCGGUGAAAUUAGAACUCAUAAAUUGGAGCAAAAGGAGAAUGUGCCCCCAGAUCCUGAGGUCUGCAUCUCCCAUCAGGUUGGAGAGAAGGUUUCUGCAACUGAGAAUAGCCUGGCAGUCCGUUCCACCCCUGCUGAAGAUGAUUCCCCAGGUAACUCCCAGGUCAAGAGUGAGGUCCAGCAGCCUGUCCAUCCUAAACCACUAAAUCCAGAUGCGAGAGCCUCCAGCCUCUCUGAAAGUUCUCCUCCCAAAGCAGUGAAGAAGUUUCAGGCACCUACAAGAGAGACUUGUGUGGAGUGUCAGAAGACAGUCUACCCAAUGGAACGUCUCUUGGCCAACCAGCAGGUGUUUCACGUCAGCUGCUUCCGUUGUUCCUACUGCAACAACAAACUUACUCUAGGAACAUAUGCAUCUUUACAUGGGAGAAUCUACUGCAAGCCUCACUUCAAUCAGCUCUUUAAAGCUAAAGGCAACUAUGAUGAAGGCUUUGGGCACAGACCACACAAGGAUCUGUGGGCCAGCAAAAAUGAAAAUGAAGGGACUUUGGAGAGACCAGCCCAGCUUCCAAAUGCAGGGGAGACCCCUCAGAGCCCAGGAGUAGAAGAUGCCCCCAUUGCUAAGGUGGGUGUGCUAACAGCAAGCAUGGAAGCCAAGGCCUCCUUUCAGUCAGAGAAAGAAGACAAGCCAGCUGAAACCAAGAAGCUGAAGAUCGCCUGGCCGCCCCCCACUGAACUUGGUAGUUCAGGAAGUAUCUUGGAGGAAGGGAUCAAAGUGUCCAAGCCCAAGUGGCCUCCUGAGGAUGAAAUCAGCAAGCCUGAAGCUCCCGAGGACGUAGAUCUGGAUCUGAAGAAGCUAAGACGAUCUUCUUCACUGAAAGAAAGAAGCCGCCCAUUCACUGUAGCAGCUUCAUUUCGAACCACUUCAGUCAAGAGCCCAAAAAUCUCGUCCCCACCUAUAAGGAAAGGCUGGAGCAUGUCAGAGCAGAGUGAGGAGUUUACAGGAGGAAUGACAGCAGAAAAGAAACAAGUGGAAAAUGCCAAUACCUCCGAAAAGAAUGGUAGUGUGGGAAAAACAACCUGGCAAAACCAGGAAUCUGGAGGAGGGGAGAGAGGGGGGAAUAGUAAGGAAGAUCAUGGUUUUGAGAUGGGGAGUGAGAAUCUUACAGAAAAUGGUGCAAACUUUGAUGAAGAUGAUAGAAAUCUCAAACAGCAGUCUCCGCUAGAACCCAAGUCUACAAAUUGGUCCAGCUUUGCAGACAAUACCUCCCCUAAAGAAUUCACUACCCAAAAUCAGAAAUCCCAGGAUGUGGGAUUCUGGGAGGGAGAAGUAGUUCAAGAGCUGUCUGUGGAGGAACAGAUAAAGAGAAAUCGGUACUAUGAUGAGGAUGAGGAAUGACAGACUGCAAAGGGUGCUGGGCCUUAAAUUUGUGUUAGUGUUAGUGAGCCACUGCCCUUUCUCAAAGUGAUGCACAUACACAGGUAUCUUAGCAUGAACUGUAAUUUAUAUGGAAGUAAUUUUGGAAGAGUUCUUGCUUAAAAAAAAAAAAAAAAUCCCAUAAAAAAAAAAAACUAAAAAAAAAAAAAAAAUCCCAAACUGAAGCUUAAGUGAACCAAUUGUAAGUGCUAGAGAUGAUAUUACUUAAGUCCUCUAUUUUAGCAAUGAUGAUAUACAUAAGUGCUUUAAGGUCUUAUGGUGAGGGGGGGAAUAUGCCAACUGAUAAAUCCAGACUCCACUGUAUUCCCAAAAGGCAAUACAAAAAUAGAUGAUUAGUAGCACAUUGUUAUGCUAAAAAUUCAUUUAUGGAAUUAGGGAACAUACAGAAGGGGUUUAGGGACCUAAACAUUAUGACUGAAUGCACUUUAGCAUAAAGGGCACGGUUUGUAUAUUUUUAAAUGAAUACCAAUUUAAUUAUUUAGUAUUCGUCUGUUAAGAGAUCAAAUAUUUAAUCUUUAAAACAUUUUUUAGGUUAAUUUUCUUACUUUGGUAUAUAUGGGGAAUUUAUUGCUAUGCAUCCCUUUCUCUAAACCAUAUCCUGAACUGGAUUAUUGAGAUAAUAACACAACCAUUCUUUGGGGGCACUUUUUGAGCACAUUUGGUGCUUGCUGAGAUCUGCUAUCUCUCAAUUAAGCUCUGGUAUUUGCCAAUGAGUUUGACUACAUCCCAGUUGAUUGCUUUCUUCUUUGGUGGUAUCUGUGCAGCUCAUAAUUUACUGAAAGCUGCAAUAUUUUUAUAAGAUCUUUUGUAUUGUUGUUUGCCAUGUUGCACGUUAAAGCCAAAUGAGGAGUUUAAAGGAGGAACAACAGAAAAAACUGCCUUAAACCACUGGAGCCCAGACCCCCAAGCCCAAUAGUCCACUUCUGAUAUCCCCUUUCUGGGAUGCUAGUUUUUUUUAAUACUUAUCAGCUCUGAAAUGUAUUGAUUUUUAUGGCAGACAGUAUUUCCAGGGUGCAUUAAACCAAUUAUAGGCCUUUUUUGGGAAGAUGGUAUUCUAGUAGUUAAGGUUUUAGAACAUUAUAAACUUGAGUACAUUUGUUGUACAUAAUUGAUAUUCCAAAUUGUAUGUGGGGGAGAGAGGUAUUUUAAGCUAUAGACUUUUCUUUGUACUGCAUUUUUAGAGAUUUAGCCCUAAUAUUUUUUAGAGAUGUAAAAUAUUCUGCUUUCUUACAGUCUUGCUUAGUCUGAAACAUUUUUAUUCAAUAAAGCUUUUAAUUUA